AAAAAAAUAAAAGGAUUAUUCUUUUGUGAGAGGAUAAAAUAAUCUAUUUUGCUGACGAAGCAGCCCAUUGAAUUUAUGGGGCAAAAAGCAAAGCCCAUUAAGUCAAAAUCAAAAUGAAAUUUGCUCCGGGACCGGGAGGACCAGGAAGGAAUUGAGCGCCAGCGACAGCCCAGAUCCUAUCCUUUCAGGCCGGCCGCACGAGGUCCCCGGCGAAGACAAUCUAUUCUUCCCGCCAAAAACUCAUCCACCCUUCUCUUGCAUGGACGAUUCACUCUACUGCAGACACUUAAAGCUGCUGCCUUUCGAUCUCCUUUCCCCCACGUCAUCCUCAUCCUCCGAUCAGCCCACUUUCUCCCGCAAAGCCAUGCCCGUCUCGCGGGCUGAAUCCGUCGGUGCAAUCACGUCCCGCGACCACAAACCCAGCAAAUUCCUCAAAUUCACUCUCGACGACGGCACCGCCUGCAUCAGCUGCAUUCUCUGGCUCAACCACCUCAGUUGCCCUUAUUUCUCUCGCUGUGACUCUGGAUCGGUUGCGUUGCUUGCCGACGCGGCCAGACGUUUUGCGGCGGAGAUUCAGAUUGGGAAGGUUGCUCGAGUGCGUGGUAGAAUCGGCAGUAAUAGGGAAGAGGUGUAGAUUACGGCGUCCGAUGUAGUGAUCGAGAGAGAGCCAAAUGUGGAAAUCCUGCAUUGAUUGGAUUGCUUGAGGUUGUUUCGCCAAUGUUAUGAUGGUCUGAACCGUACAAGUAAUUAGGUAGAUUGCAAGUCACUGUUGUGAGGUUCCAGCCAUGCUUAUUGGUGGGUAAAAAGAUGCCUGUUUUAGAUACACCUGUUAAUUAUGGAGCUACCAGGACAGUUUGAUUGAAGUAUGUGCCAUAAAUGCAAUUUUUUUCUUGAACAUGUGAAAUGACAGCCUUUUUUGUAUUGUUUCCUUGUCACAUCUUAAUGAAUUAUUGAGGAAUCAUAUUUGAGCACUUUGACCUUGUUAACCAAGGUCUUUGAAUGGUUAGUUAAUUGGUUUGUAUUGUGGCUUUGGGUUUUUAAUACAAAUAUAAUCAAUCACUUCUG
Messenger RNA from Rubroshorea leprosula, 1065 nucleotides. Lineage: Eukaryota; Viridiplantae; Streptophyta; Magnoliopsida; Malvales; Dipterocarpaceae. The record is from the annotation of a GenBank genome assembly.